Messenger RNA from Penicillium manginii, 1905 nucleotides. RefSeq names its product signal recognition particle receptor subunit alpha. NCBI's taxonomy places the organism in Eukaryota, Fungi, Ascomycota, Eurotiomycetes, Eurotiales, Aspergillaceae. The record is from RefSeq and is a predicted model, not a curated record. Gene Ontology annotation, cellular component: signal recognition particle receptor complex; endoplasmic reticulum membrane. The transcript has 4 exons. Bases 1 to 1905 code for a protein of 634 amino acids. Gene Ontology annotation, molecular function: GTPase activity; ATP hydrolysis activity; GTP binding. Gene Ontology annotation, biological process: SRP-dependent cotranslational protein targeting to membrane.
AUGUUGGAAGCCUUUGAAAUUCUUACCACCUCAGGUGUGGUCCUGUGGUCCAAAUCAUAUGCUCCGGUCGGGGCGCAUAUCGUUAACAGCCUGAUCAACGACGUUUUUAUCGAGGAGAAAGUCGUGCCACAGAAUGCUGCAGGUGUGUCGCCUGUCUUCAAGAAGGAGAAAUAUACCCUCAAAUGGCGUCGCAAUAAGGAGUUCAGCUUGAUAUUCGUAGCUGUCUACCAAUCACUCCUUCACCUUGGAUGGAUCGACAAACUUCUCGAGAAUAUUUCCACCAUCUUCAUCGAUAUAUACAAGGACCAGUUGAAAGGCAACCGCACCAGAAUCACAACCUAUCGCUUUGACCCGUACUUCGAGCAACAAGUGCGCGAGCUUGAAGAUAAUACCGGCAGUGUCGCGGAGGUCUACGAUGCUGAGAUCGAGAGCAAGAAAGACUUGCUCGUCUCAUCGGAUAAUGGAGGUCCUCCGCCUCCGGUCCCCGGCUUCUUGAAGGCGCAGCAUCAAGCUGCGCGAGCUGGGGCGACCUCUGACGAGGGUACGCCACCAGCAACUCCUGAUACUUCUAGAUCUACAACACCAAACCACAUUCUCACGGGAAAGAGUGGUCCCCGAACCUCGCGCCGAGCACGCAAAGCCGCAAACGCCUCCGCCAAUGCCUCGUCCGGAGACGAGCACUCUCGCAGCCGCAAGCCCGCAAAGAGUACACCGGCGAAGAAGAUGCGCAAAUGGGAUGCUGACGGAUAUGCCGAUGAGGAUGAUGGGGAAAUACUGGACUACUCUGCCCCGCAGAGGAUGGGGAUGUGGCGGCGCCCGCUGUCGAGGCCGACGGGCAAGGGCCAGUUUGUCCUGAAGGAACUGGGCGAGGAAGUGCAUAACAUCCUGGACAAUGCGGAUGCCGAGAAAAGCAAGGAUGGUGCUGCGUCUGGCGUCGUGGGCUCUGGAUUUAAUGCCAUUGGAGGCUUCUUCCGCAAUAUUGUUGGCGGCAAGACGUUGACCAAAUCUGAUCUUCAGAAGCCGCUCAAGGCAAUGGAGGACCACCUGCUGAAGAAGAACGUUGCUCGCGAAGCUGCCGUUCGGCUUUGCGAGGGUGUCGAGGCUGAGCUGGUCGGCAAGAAGACCGGUAACUUCCAAAGCGUCGAUGCGGCCUUGCAUAUCGCUAUGGAAGCAUCUCUGCGGAAGAUCCUUACGCCUACCUCGUCUUUGGACCUUCUCCGUGAGAUCAACGCCGUCACUGCCCCCACCACUAAGCAGCACGCUCCUCGCCCCUACGUUAUGUCCAUCGUCGGCGUCAAUGGUGUCGGCAAGUCCACCAACCUGAGCAAGAUCUGCUUCUUCCUCCUGCAGAACAACUACCGAGUCCUCAUCGCCGCCUGCGACACCUUCCGAUCCGGCGCGGUCGAACAACUCCGCGUUCACGCCCGCAAUUUGAAAGAACUCAGUUCCCGUGAAAACGUCGGCGAGGUCGAGCUCUACGAAAAGGGAUACGGUAAAGACGCCGCGAACGUCGCCAAGGACGCAGUCGAAUACGGCGCCGCGAACAAGUUCGAUGUCGUCCUCAUCGACACCGCAGGUCGUCGCCACAAUGAUCAGCGACUGAUGUCCUCGCUGGAGAAGUUUGCCAAGUUCGCCAACCCGGACAAGAUCUUCAUGGUUGGCGAGGCAUUGGUUGGAACGGAUAGUGUUAUGCAAGCGCGGAACUUCAAUGCGGCCUUUGGAACGGGUCGGAACCUUGAUGGGUUCAUUAUUAGCAAGUGUGAUACCGUCGGUGAUAUGGUUGGUACAUUGGUUAGUAUGGUUCAUGCUACGGGUAUCCCGAUUGUUUUCCUGGGUGUUGGACAGCACUAUGGAGACUUGCGUGGACUUAGUGUGCCUUGGGCGGUUAGCUUGUUGAUGAAGUGA